AUGAGCACGGUGAAAACUGCCCUCAACAUCAUGAAAGCGCUUGUGAUGGCAUCAAGGGAAGGGGAUGAAAUAGAAAAUGGUCAGGAGCCGGAUAGUCAUGCAUCAGAAGCGAUGCAAGCGAUCAAAACUUCUUUAACAAAUAACAACUUCGAGGAGAUCCGGCGUCUCCUUUUGGACACUGACGGAGCGAUUGCCUCGGCGAUGGAGCUCAGGGCUAGUUUUAGUUUGGUUAUCAACGACAAUGGACAGGAAAGAACAGUGACUGUUCACCAGGGGAAUGCUUUGCAUUAUGCAGUCUGCAGAAGCGCAUUUUACGCAGCUGUUGCGCUGAUGAUUGCAGCACCAGAUCUGAUCACAGCUGAGUGCCAUUGGAAUGAGGAGGGCGCGGAUGAUGGAGACGACCAGUCGCCUAUGAAUCGCCUUCGAAGAUUCUCUCCUGUACAGCUAGCCAACAGAUAUGGUGAAUUCUUCGAGGAGACAAAUGCUGAUCUGAGCCAACUGUACUUCGCUGUUGCAUCUGUGAUGCAGUACUUUGAGCAGUUGACGGACAAGAUGGACUUCAUGUCUGGGGAGACACCGAUGCA
Guillardia theta CCMP2712 is the source of this 584-nucleotide messenger RNA. RefSeq lists its product as hypothetical. The transcript has a single exon. NCBI's taxonomy places the organism in Eukaryota, Cryptophyceae, Pyrenomonadales, Geminigeraceae. The annotation marks the transcript as partial. The record is from RefSeq and is a predicted model, not a curated record.